Messenger RNA from Drosophila suzukii, 4916 nucleotides. Its product is annotated as proteoglycan 4. The record is from RefSeq and is a predicted model, not a curated record. Lineage: Eukaryota; Metazoa; Arthropoda; Insecta; Diptera; Drosophilidae.
UACAUGGCUUUUUAAUUGGCUACGCGGCGAGUGUGUUCGAGUGUGUGCAAAAUAAUUUGCUUUAUUUUUUUACACUUUUUUUUUCGUUUGAAAGUGCCUACCAAAAAAAAAAUUAACCAAAAAAAAUAUAAAAAUAAGAAAGAAAGAUAGAAAAGAGAGUGUGUGAGAGUGUGUUAACCUGGGUACAGGCAUUAUGGACCGAUGCAUGUGAACUGACAGGAAAUAGAGCGCUAUUAAGCCAACAACAGCACAUCACAUCACUUCACAUCAAAAGGCAGUUAGAACCAUGGAAAGACCGGGCCCAAACAGAUUUGCUAAUUGAGGUCGCUGUCUAGAUUUCGCAGCGCACAAAUCGCACGCCAUUUUCUAGCAUGCUCUAGGAAUAUUACGAAACCCGAUCGAAAUUUUAAGGAAAAGUUAGAACUGCACAAGUUGAGACACGUUUGAAACGGAAGCGGAAACGGAAAAGGAAAUUGGUGAAGGUGGUAGAAGCAGAGAACGAGUGAGAGAGAGAGAGGAAAACAUUUCAGAAGCCACGCCCACAACAUGAGCAGCAUGAAGGGCGGCUUCUCCACACUGAAUCGCUGGUUUGGCCGAAAAAAGGACAAAUCCGGCACUGGCAGCUCCUCCAUGGGCAAGCUGUCCAAGUCGUCAACACAUCUGCACCAUUUGUCCACCGACACGGACUUGAACGAGACUAGUCAGCUGGAGUACAACCGAAUAACCCCAGUGCCCGCGGCCACCAGCAAUGCGCCCUUCGAACAGACAUUCCGCAUCACCGUCCUGCUGCCCAAGGAUCAGCUUUUUGUGGCCCGAUUGGGAGCCAGGGUUCCACUGAGCAAGCUCCUUUCGCUCGUCUGCGAUAACAAGCAACUGGAUGCGGACAAGUAUGAGUUCCGGAGUCCAGUUGAUGCUAGUCAGGUGUACAGUUGCGAAUCGACGAUCGGAGCCGUGGGUCUUUCGGAGAUUAGACUUUGCCACAAGUCGGAGUCCUACGACAACUUCAAUCCGGAUGUGAUGCACAAAUUCCAGCGCACCGGAGCCGCUCGAGAUUCGUUGAGCAGCAGCUCGGACUUCAGUAGCAGCCGGCACUCAAAGGUUACGGCCAAGACGCCGAGUCCCUACAGUUCGAGCAACUCCCUGAACUCGAUGGACUCCACGGGCAUGAACUACACCCGUACCCCGGUGGUGGUGCCACCGGCAAAGGUAUUGGCACCACCGCCGCGCAAAAAGCGAACGGCUCCCAGACCACCGAGCCAGAUUUGCAUACCGGAGCAGUCGGUUCCGGAUAUUCCGGCAGCUAGCUUGAAAAGCGAACCUGCCUAUGCGGUGAUUGUCAAGCGUCCCCAGCUCUGCAUGUCCACGCCAAAUUUGUCUGGGCCCAUUCCGGAGCUAGACUGCAAUGGCAAUAGCUCAAAGUCACCGGAUGACGACUCCUCGGAUGGUCACUAUGCCACGCUGGAUCUGAAGCCACCGGUUGCUGGUGGUCCGGAACCAACGCCCCGGAAACGUUUGCUGCAGAUCAAGAAGAAAACCGCACCGGCUCCACCGCCGGACUUCCAAAGUGGUGGUGAUAAUAUAUCGCUGGCUUCACUCCCCGAACCGGUGACGCCUACCCCGAAUAUUCCGCAACCAGCUCCAAGAAUUACCACACCUUUGCCCAUUGCACCGGCUGUGAGUCCGCCACUGCCCUUGGUGAAUGGAAAUGUCAAUGGAUCACCCAAUGGAAAUGUGUCCAAAGUCCUUCUGAAUAGAACCCCCACCCCGGAGCCCCGAUCUUUGGGUAGUGCCACCGAGGAUGAUGAUAACGAUGCGGCUUCGAAGCAAGCGGAUUCGGGUAUUGGAGAGCCAGCACCAUCUCCCUCGGCCUCGCCAGAACCAGAACCAGAGGUGGAGGCGGAGAAAUCCCAGCAGGAAUCGAGUUCCGAGGACGACGAGGCCAUCAAGGUGUACAAUUUCAAGCUUUGCCAGACCUCCAAGGUGACUGAACCAUUGGCCACCAGUUUGGCGGAAUUGGCAGUGCUGACAGCCCAAGGAGAAGACGAGGAAGAGGAUGAGGUUCUGCACUUGGAACAGAAGGUGACGCAGACCAGCGGAAAUAUGGCCACGCCCAGUAGCGAGACCUCGCUCACCUCGUGGAACUACUCGGUUCCCAUAUCGCCACCGCCCGACUUCUCCGAUCCGAAGAUGCAGAAAGGCAGUGCGGCUCCGGUUGCUGUUCCGGUGAGCCCUGGUUCGCCGCUGGACGAGAUCGUGGAUGAACUGGCGACCAUAAUUAAUCAACAGCGUCUGGACACGCUGAUAAAGAAGCAGCCCGAUCCUCGGCUGGCGGAGAUUGAGGCGGCCAAGCCGAAUCGUUUAGCCAAUUUCAGCAUAGCUACGGCCAAAACUACGACUAGGAUUGGACGAGCCGACUCCUUUCAGGCAGGAGGAUCUGGAGCAGAGGCGGAGGUAACCUCACCCGGUGGAACUCUGGGUCUUCGCAGCACCUCCCAUGCCUCCCUAAACAAACUAGAGCAGAAUGGCCUGGGCCAGAGACGCUCCUCCAGUGAGUUGAGCAUCGGUGAAUCACCUUCAUUGCAGAGCCUGGAGGUGAUCAAGACUAUCCUGAACUCGAGAAAGAACAGCCUGGCCGAAAGUGGAAGCAGUGCGUCAUCGCCCGUUACAGAGCAACCAAAGAUCUUCAAGCUGGCCAAAGAAGAGUCAUCAGUGGAUGGCGUAAGCGCUCCAAAGCAGUCACCCACUCCAAUCCGGAAACCGUCUCCGACUCCUGCAGUUGAGAAACCAUCAUCCCCUGUUCUCAACAUUGUUCAGGAAUCUCAUCCGGUCCUGAAGCAAUCACCGACUCCAAUUCAAAAGCAGCUGCCUUCUUCAGUUGAGAAGACAUCGUUACCUCCUGUGGUAAAAUCAGUACAGGAGUCGGUGACUCCUAUGGUUCCGAAGGAGAAACAAUCCCCGCCAGUGGCCAAGAAGGAGGCACCUGUUCCAGCUCCAAAGCCAUCUCCCCCGGCUGUUAACAAGGUUCCAGAGCCGUCUCCGCCAGUUCAAAAACUGCUGGUCUCGCCAACUGUUCAAGCGGUCAAAGAGAAGGAACCCCCAAUGUCGGAGAGCUCCCAGGGCACCAUAACACCUCAGAACUCCCCAGCCACACCAGUCACACCAGUCAGUCCUGUUAACCUGAGAAACCCGAACAAUAGCACCAUGGUAGUCCAACCAAGUCAGCAGAUUGAAUCCGCUCCGAGCUCCAAGCCCCUGCCACCCACAUAUCGCUAUUCGGGGCCACCCAGCAUUAACUUCGCAACCUGGAGCGAACGGCCCAAGUCCACGGUGGCCAUUAAGAACGAGGGAGACUACAUCUUCGGCGGGGCAGGAAAGUCCCAAGGGGUGACCUCGCCGCCUGCCAAGCUCACUAUCGAAGUGGCUUCACCCAUUUUGAGGAUGGGCAUUCCCCAGAGACGGGAAUACCACGUUCCCAUUACGGUUAAGCCACUAAAAGAUGUGAGUCAGGAUAACCAUCAAGAGGAAAAGGCCAUCGUGCAGGAGGUGGAAGAUCAGCAAGUCGAUGAGGAAACCUUUUCGGUUCAAGUUAAGCUCAAGCCGCAGCCAAAACCUGCGGAGAAGCCACUGGUUCACAACCAACUCCCAAAUCCCAUCCAGAACCAAUCCUCUACAUUGCCGCGUCCAGCCAAAAGCAAUAGAUUCACUCUACCCGCCAGCCAAAACAGCAGUCAGGUGGUUUCCAACUUGGCCAGCAACUCCCUGCCACGCCCCGUUUCCAGUUUGGAGAGGAACAGACCAAUGGAAGCCAAUCCGGCUCCGGCUCCCUUUGGUCAGAAUACCCUACGCCGCACGGGAUUCAAGGAGCGUAUGUUGGCCAGGGAGCAGCAGGAACAGGAGCAGGCCUUGAGGAUUAGGGUGUCCGUAAAUGGAUUUGGAAACACUUCAUCUCCAGCUGCCACUGCUGCAGGCGCUGCCACGCGCACAUCCCUGCCAGAAAGGAAGCCAGAACCGCCGGCAAAGAAUGUGAAUGUGGUUUUGAAGUCCACCAAAGUGGAGCUGAAGCUCCAGGAGCCGGAGCCCAGGCCGGUGAGCCUACAGGUCAAGCUGAAGCCCACAUCCCAGCCAGCGGCCACGCCCUCACCGCCACCACCACCCCCGACACAAAUGCUUCCGACCCUAAAGCCCGUGAAAUCCAAUGGAGGACGCAGCAGUGGUCCCACAUCGCCGGAUCCGCGUUCCCAGCUUUUGGACGCGAUAAGGAAUUUCAAACGAGAGGAGCUCAACCGAUCCUGAGUUUUCGAAAACAUAAACACUAGAUAAAUAAUAUCAGGCACAAAAUCACAAAAGCAGCGCACAAGUUAUAUAUUUUUUAAACCGUUAACAGUAAAUUUUGUGUUGAGUUUGUAAAUAAUUCCGAAAAAAAACGCCAAGAUUUAGUAGAACUUUUUUUCACCCCAUCCCCGCGCUUUUAAAGCGCCUAAUAUCCCCAAAUUUUUUUUAACUAAUCUUAGUUUUUUGUUAUGAACUAUGUAGAUUUUUAAUAAUUUGUUUUAGUCAUUAGGUCACAAGAGAACCCAAAAAAAAAAAGAAAAUACAACAACAAGAUAAAAAGAUACAAGAAAAGCGAAAAAUCUAUCUAUUUACAUGUAUGUUAUUAUGCCUAUAUAAUAUUUCGUAUGUCAUAGUGAAAUAUAGUAACCAAUUUUCUAACCAAUGGGACUGGUCUACUUAGUCGUGUCAAAUAAAACAAAAAUCAAAUGGUAGCGAAACAAAAAGAAACAACCCCAAAAACAGAGAGUUAAUAAUGCUAAUAAAUUAUUUUAAAGCAACAGCAGUUAAUGCAUUUAGCGCUGAUGUAUAUACUUAUAUAUGGCAUUGUAUUAAACUGAAUAAAAUAAAAUACAGACAUUAAAAAA